AAAUGAUGUUUUAUGUCGGCAGUGUCGGAAAAUAAACGUGGCUAUACGUAGUAUACAAUCGAAAAUGGAUAUACUGGCGCUAAUGUACAGGGGUUUUCGACGGUCCCAUGAAAAAGACCGGGAUGGCCUCUCUCAUCAGGCUUCUCUCUGAUUUAGCUUCGACCAGAGAGAGCCUGAGAGCGGUCAUGGACGACGAUUUGGCUGUUACCGAAUCCUGUAGGUAAUGUGCACAAUUUUUUGUGAUUCUCUUCCGUGUUAUGUUUAUGAUUUUUUGGUUCUCUUUCGCCAGGUUCACGAUUUUUUUUUGUUUUUUACCGAAGAAAAUAAAAAAAUCGUUGGACAUAGCACGGAAGAGAACCACAAAAUCGUGAACAUUACCGACAGGAUUCGGUAACAGACAUCAGCUGAUCAGCCAAAUCGUGUUCAUGACCAUGACUGUGGUACUAUCAUGCACGUGUACAUGCAAUGAGUAACGAAUGAAGACCUUUUUAAUAUUUUAAGUGUCAAACAAUUUUUCUGCCGUUUUUACCUUGGAUAUUUCGACAAAAAGAAAGACAUUACUUCGCUUCCUUAUUAUUUACUGUUAACGCACCGAGGUUAUUUGGUGAACGGAGCAGAUAUCGAUGCAUUUCAUGAAGCACAUAUAUUUCCACAAAGAAAGAAAUGGACAUUGCCAGCCCUACUCCUCAAGAUCUGCAGACGAAGCUUUACUUCCUGGUGGAACAGCUGCAGCACAUGGCUGGCGAAUUACCGCCGAAGUAUCAGAUGCGGUUGCCUUACGAAUUGUUAUCUGGCUUGGCGAACUCGUUGUUGAACGACACCAUCUUUGAGAUAGUGAAGGGUUUGAUGGAGAUACAACACGUCACCGAAAAGCAUCUCUUCCAACAGCGACUACAGCUUUUGAAUCAACAGAAGAUCGAGUGCCAGGAAGCGUUGUCGGCGACGAUGACGGACGAAGAGCUAGCCUCGAUGAAAGUAGCGCUGUACAAGAAGCACAAGGAGGAGUUGAAGCAAAUGGACAUGAAAUUGGUCCUGCAGCUAGAUCAAAAGGUAGCUGAUCAGCAAAGCAUAUUGGAAAAGGCUGGAGUGCCUGGAUUCUAUGUGACGAAUAAUCCAGUGGAGAUUCAAGUGCAGAUGAGGCUGUGCGACUUCAUAAUCAGGCUCAGUAAGAUGGAUAUACCAACUUGACACGAAUAUAAAGUUAUCUUUUAUAUCAGUCUCAUUUAUUCAGUCAUAUUUAUCACGUACAGAUACCAAUUACGUCAUUCUUUUAUUAUAAAUUAUUAUACUUGUCAUUAAUUAGUUAUAUAUUUAACAUUAAAUUUUAAAGGCUGAAUCUAUUGAAGACUGUAAUGAUUUAUAUUGUAUAAUGUUUUAUUUUUAAACCAAGAUUUUCUUACAUACAAUGUAAUGUUACAAACAUUGUUGUAUUAAAAGGUAUUAUCACUAAAAUUUACUUCUGCUAAUUAAAAGUACAACAGAUUAGCAAUAUGUACAAUAGUUUCUUCGGAAUGGAAAAAUAUUUGCAUAGUUACAUAGAUAUUAUGCAUGAAUUAUUCAAGGAGAAAAAUAAAUUUUUACCAAGAAGAAAUACAAGUCUUGAGAAAAGUAAAAGAUAUAUUUUCCUUAUAUGUAUAUUUGCAUUUAU
Temnothorax curvispinosus is the source of this 1648-nucleotide messenger RNA. It is a transcript of the gene gdl, whose product is annotated as gonadal protein gdl. The record is from RefSeq and is a predicted model, not a curated record. The transcript has 2 exons. Bases 664 to 1188 code for a protein of 174 amino acids. Lineage: Eukaryota; Metazoa; Arthropoda; Insecta; Hymenoptera; Formicidae.